This is a messenger RNA of Pundamilia nyererei, 2101 nucleotides long. RefSeq names its product axin interactor, dorsalization associated (gene aida). The coding region runs from base 293 to 1219 and encodes 308 amino acids. The transcript has 11 exons. The record is from RefSeq and is a predicted model, not a curated record. Gene Ontology annotation, cellular component: membrane. Gene Ontology annotation, molecular function: phosphatidylinositol binding. Lineage: Eukaryota; Metazoa; Chordata; Actinopteri; Cichliformes; Cichlidae. Gene Ontology annotation, biological process: determination of ventral identity.
CCGCAGCACUCAAACCUCAAACGCGCCGCGGUGCUCUUCGCCCAUUCGGGCGACCCCGAGUCCCGAAACGCGCGCACCCCGAGCUCCAGGCGGGACUUCCUUUCUCCUGCGGAUGCGCUGAUAUUAGGGUAAGCAGGCAGAAAGGGCUUGGUCGGAGUGUCACCGGUCUAUCCGCGCGCCUCUGGACAGCAGAUGACCUGGCCGACGACUCCGCUGCCGCUGAAGCCCCGUAGAUGAAUCUCCUCCUCGGCUAUGCUGCCCUGAGAGCGCCGCGAGUAUCCGCCCCGCCAACAUGUCUGAUGUCAACAAGACUAUUCAGAAAUGGCACGCCAGUUUUAAGAAAGGCACAGACUUUGACUCGUGGGGACAAUUAGUGGAGGCUAUAGAUGAGUACCAAAUUUUGGCAAGACAACUGCAAAAAGAAGUCCAGUCAACAAAUUCAUCAGACUUCACCGAAGAGCAGAAGAAAACUCUGGCAAAGAUUGCAACAUGUCUGGAGAUGAGAAGUGCCAGUUUGCAGUGCACUCAGUCAAAGGAAGAGUUCAACUUAGAAGACCUGAAGAAACUGGAAACCAUAAUUAGAAAUGUACUCACCUACAACAAAGAGUUUCCAUUCGAUGUUCAGCCGGUGCCGUUAAGGAAAAUCUUUGCUCCAGGUGAAGAGGAGAACCUCGAGCUGGAAGAGGAGGAGGAUGCCACAGCGGGAGCAGGUUCAACAGAAGCUUUUCCGCCACGGGCUCCUGCAGCUUUGCAAGGUACCUUGUUACCACGGCUACCCUCAGAGCCUGGGAUGACGCUACUUACAAUAAGGAUUGAAAAAAUUGGGUUAAAGGACGCCGGACAGUGCAUUGAUCCUUACAUGACCAUCAGUGUCAAAGAUGUAAACGGUGUCGAUCUGAACCCGGUGCAGGAUACCCCCGUGGCCACCAGAAAGGAAGACACGUACAUUCACUUCAGUGUGGACGUGGAGGUCCAGAGACAUGUGGAGAAAUUACCAAAAGGAGCAGCUAUCUUCUUUGAAUUCAAGCACUACAAACCCAAAAAGAGGUUCACCAGCACAAAGUGUUUUGCCUUCAUGGAAAUGGACGAGAUCAAACCCGGGCCGAUCGUAAUUGAGCUGUACAAGAAGCCCACGGACUUUAAGAGGAAGAAACUGCAGCUUCUCACAAAGAAACCACUUUAUCUCCAUCUUCAUCAGACGUUACACAAAGACAGCUAAGUCGGAGCACGCUUCGAACCUUCGAAGGCCUCUCUCACAUCCACAUCCAGCAAAAUGUGGUGUUCCCCCUCAUCGCAUCAAGCAAUACUAAAAAAACAACAACAAAAAACCUGUGGUAUUUCUUUUUUAUUUUUUCCAUGAGUAUUUGAAGAAAGUAAAGUGAACAGAGCUGGGUUCCUGUCGUGUCAGCUCACACUCAGAUUUUAAAGUCUUUGAUUUUGUUGUGAAGUGUAGGAAAUACCAAGUUUUCCAGAAUCCAGAAGUAGCAUGUUCAAACCACCUCAUUUCAGUCUUCCGUAGCUCACUGAUUUUUUUUCUUUUUUUCGGGGGGUCAGGAAGAGGCCGUGAGCAUCUGCAUCUGAAUCCUUCAAUGUUCAGUUUAGACUUUUAAGUUCGGCAAACCAAGGAAGACAUGAAAUAAAUUAAAGACAAAACAGCCACAGCUUGUUCCAUUGAGCCACAAAAGAAGUGCUUUUUGUAAUCCGGGUGUAUUUAUGAAGUCCGGAGUGCACUACAAUAAUAAACUUUUAUCAUUUUUAGUUAUGAACGGUUCAUAAUCACACAUCUAAAACAGGUAUAACAGACGCAAGAGCGACGAGUCCUGACGUUUCCUCAUUUUGUCUUAAAACUAGUGAAUUAACAGAAAUUUAAAGGGGCACUAACCUGACAAAGAAUCUGUUUACUGCCUGUCGCAGACUCUGUCUCACAGUUUUGUUUCCUGCUUUAACAUUUACAGUUCCUGACAUUUAGCAGCUUUGAAUUAAAGGUGGCUUAUUUUGCACAGAUUCAGCUGCCGCCAGCUCACUAAGUAACAUGUUGUAAGUUUCCCCGCUCAAAAUGUCAAACUGUAUCUGUUUAAACUUACACUCACUGGACACUUUA